This is a messenger RNA of Pochonia chlamydosporia 170, 4176 nucleotides long. RefSeq names its product inositol hexakisphosphate kinase. Gene Ontology annotation, cellular component: cytoplasm; nucleus. Gene Ontology annotation, biological process: phosphatidylinositol phosphate biosynthetic process; inositol phosphate biosynthetic process. NCBI's taxonomy places the organism in Eukaryota, Fungi, Ascomycota, Sordariomycetes, Hypocreales, Clavicipitaceae. Bases 1 to 4176 code for a protein of 1391 amino acids. Gene Ontology annotation, molecular function: inositol hexakisphosphate kinase activity. The record is from RefSeq and is a predicted model, not a curated record. The transcript has 2 exons.
AUGUCCAGCCCGAGUUCCCAGUCCGAAAAUGCCGCACCCCCUGCACUGCUAAGUCGAGAGGCUCAAGCCGCCACCGUUGCUGUUCCAGAUCCAAGUCCAACUGUACCAGCUGUUGCUGUUGCGGCCAGUGCAGAGAAGGUGUCUGGCCAAAACUUGAACUUGGACCUUGACCUCAAUCCACCCCCCGUCAAUACUCAGCCUUCGUCUUCCUCGACGCUGCCCAUCCGCUCCAGGGAUGCAGACCAAGGCUUAGUCAGGGACGAUAUAAAGUCUCGCGGCCCCAACCAGCAUAUUCAAAGGCAACCUGGCCCUUCGCUUUUGACCAAAGCCUUGGCAUCUGCUCGUGGUAUCCCUCAAGGCCAGAACCAGAAGCCGAACAAUAGCAACAACACCACGCCAAACACGGCCCCGUCAUACCCUGAUACCAACGGCAGUAGCAGCUCGGGGAGCAGCAUCAGGUCGUCCAGGCCCGAACCAACUCUUCAUCCUCGGCUUUCAGACCAAGAACAUAAUCCCACGAAUUCAUCACCCUACACGGCAAGUCGGUCAACGCACAUGAAGCAUGGAGAGCAACAAACCUCCCUAGCUUUUGAUCCCUCUGCGUCCACUUCAGCCAUGGCGGCUCCAACCAUGAUUCCCAAACCCUCUGUCGCGAUACCAACCAGAGACCCCGCGGCCGUUCCUCGCCAUUUCAACCCCGCUAACCUUGUCCAAGCCAGAGAAGUCCUCAUGGAGCACCGAGAGUUUCUUGAUAGGGCCAGGGGUCGAGCAUCCACCUCCCUUGAGCUCGAUCGUUCCGGUAGCGAUGUGUUCAAGUCGAGAGCCUUUUCACUCUCUGCGAGCCCUGAGGAGUCUACGACGCCAACUCUGCCGUCAUACCUGUCCAACGAUCCACUACAAUCGUCCUCAACCAAGGUCACAAACGCCUCAACUCCGGGUGGUGCCUCUCAACUGCCCCAUACGACAAAACUGGAAAGAAACGUGACCCUGAGCCCGGAAAAGACGGAAAAGAUUUGGUCUAUUGGCUCAAGGGAUGGUGAUCAAGAGGACGGAUUGGUGGAGAAGUCGAUUGCCGAGGCUAUGGCUGGCGUUGAGCCCAACGCCAGAAGCCGCAAAGCGAGUUACAGCCUACGAUUUUUCAAGGAAGGUCUCCCACCCGAGGACAAACCAAGGAGAAAAGAUACCAAGACAACCCCUCGCGAUGCGUUGUCUCCGACCUGGGAGGAGAGAGCUGGCGAGGAAUGGGCUGUUGCCACCCCGCCCCUCCAUCGCCACGAAGAACGACAGCGCGCAACACAAAGUGCGCAUGGCGGCGACGCCAAUCGUGCUUCCAGUGACUACUUCAACCUUGAGCCUGCGAAUGCUGUUCCUGUUGGCAAACCUUCGAACGUCUUGCGAACCAAAUCGCAGCCAGAAAGUCAUGCGGCCACCGCCAAGCCGAUACCGCCACCUUCGGAAGUGGGGCCGACUCCGGCAGCACAAGCCGACAGUGUGGAGGGGCAACGGCGGCCAGGUGACGAUGACCGAUUCGGAGAAAUCACGACGCGCAGCAGUAGCAUUAGCCCUGGUGCCACAGCCCAAGCUGGUCGUGAUAGCGUUGAUGACGACCAUGACGACGCCGAUGCGGAGACCGAAGAUGCGGAUGAGUCUGGGGAGGAGAAGAUUUCAUCUGCCGUGUUUCUACCGCACCAAGAAAUGCCGGAUGCCCGAUCCACUGCACCCGAAGUGACCAGCUCAAUCCAGACCCAAAGGCCGAGAUCCAUUUCACAUAGUAGCUCCCAUCCUUGGCUUGUGAAGGCAGAUGAACCUGAACCCGAACCCGAACCUGAACUCGAACAGGAGCCGCAUGACGAGGAGGAGACAGCCCCCCCUGCUGUGGCCCACAGUGAAACCCAAGAGAAUGGUGCUUCUCCCGAUCUUGAACUUCAAGAGAAGCCCGAAGAAGUCGUUAUUGCCGUCGAACCCAUAUUGAAGAGCAGCCACACUGCUCCGAAAGCCCAACCAGCAGUAACACAAUAUGAAGACCAUGUCCACCAUCAUCAACAUCAUCCACGCCAACCCCUUGAGGCUAUCGAGCUGAUCCCCUACAAGCACCAAGUCGGUGGCCAUACCACUCUCUGGCGCUUUUCCCGCAGAGCGGUUUGUAAGCAGCUCAACAACAGGGAGAACGAAUUUUACGAAACGAUUGAGCGGUACCAUCGUGAUUUACUCCCUUUCCUUCCUCGUUAUAUCGGUGUUCUCAAUGUCACAUUCCAGAAGCAGCCACGUCGAAAGAGCACGGUCAGGAAGGACGAAUCUGCUGUCGCUGAGCGUAGGAAAGCAUUAGAUGACGGCAAGGACACGACCAAGAUGCCCAACGGGGUCGACACUGUAUCACAAGAUGCAUCGACCAACGAGCCGGCCGAGACGAUGCCCACGAGGAUUAUUAGUCAAUCGUUGGCAAACGCAGCUUUCCAGAUACCCACAGUCACAUUCAAUGACAACAAGCAUAUCUUGCCACGAAAUUUGCUACAACCGACCCCAUCGCCGGAUUUCUUCCGUCGACGCAGUACAUCAUCGACAAAACUGUAUCAGAGUGUAUCCAAGCCUCAGACUCCUCGGCCGCAUCUGGAGGAAAGACCCAACAGUUGGGGAGCAACGACCAUAAACAAGCGCCUUCGAAAUGAGGUCUUCAAUGAUGCUUUUUUGAAACAGCCGGUUGAAGUUCAAAAGCAUCGUCGCCCACACCAACGGUCGAUCCCUCGUCCUACCAUGCAACGACUGCUGAGACCCACGAGUUCUGACCCUAACCUCGCUGCGCAUGACAAGCAGGGUGAGAUUCAACAGAAACCUACCAUCAGUGUUGAACCUUCUCCGCCGCCGCAUAUCCAUCACCACGGUCACACCCAGAGCGAUGUGGGUAGUGAAGCUACGUCCCUUCGCGAGCCAUCCGACGACAAGGUCGCCUCGCCCAAAGAUCUCACCGGGACUAGUGCCCCAGAGCCCGAGAUUUUGAAGGCCAAUCUUGCCACUGGGAGACGGAGACGACGGUAUUCAGCAGGUGGGCUUAGACGACGACCUGAAGACGUACGAGAGUCCCGAGGCGACCUGAAAUACUUCGAAGAAGCCGACGACGCGGAAUACAAGACAGACAAUGAGCGGGCAGCUGCUGGCAAGUCUGCCAAAGCCGAUGAGACUGCCCCAACCGGGGACGACGCCGUCGCCGAUGAUGCAACGCCUCACGGCCCAGCUCGCAUUACGCCACUUGAUUUAACUCACUCCGCUACUGCAUCUGUCGUGCCAUCUGCUUUGCCAAGCCCCUCGUCGGAGUUCAAGAAAAUUCCACGUCCCAUCAACCCCAAAGAAGCCAAGACGCGAGGUGACCGUGUGGAGUACUUCCUCUUGAUGGAAGAUCUGACUGCUGGGAUGAAGCGGCCGUGUAUGAUGGAUCUAAAGAUGGGCACUCGGCAAUAUGGAGUAGAUGCAACUCCGAAGAAGCAAAAGUCGCAGCAAGAAAAGUGCCGGACUACCACUUCUGCCGAGCUAGGCGUGCGCAUCUGUGGGCUCCAAGUCUGGAAUGCCAAGACACGUUCGUAUGAGUUCCAGGACAAAUACUUUGGUAGACGGCUAAAGGCUGGGACGGAGUUCCAGAAUGCGCUGCAGAAAUUCUUGUACAAUGGCGUCGAUUUAGAGAGCGUUCUCCGUCACAUCCCGGUCAUUCUUAAGAAGCUUGCGCAACUCGAGCAAAUUAUCCAUGGGCUUAGAGGAUAUCGCUUUUACGCUGCCAGUCUGCUUAUGUUUUACGACGGGGACACAUCCGAAGAAGGGGGCUACGAAACAAUGUACGACUCGACAACUGAUGUCGCCACUGAUACCGAAGAGACGACUCGUCGCCGGCGAAAGAACCCUCGAGAAAUUGACUUCAAGAUGGCAGACUUUGCCAACAGCUUGACACCCCUAGACGACCUACAGGACAAGGCAUGUCCCCCGCAGCAUCCAAACGAGCCUGAUUCGGGGUUCCUCAAAGGUCUGAGAAGCCUGCGUCAGUACUUUUUGCAGAUUCAGGCCGAUGUUCGGGACGAGCUUGACCUUGGACCGCGCGGUAGGCGUGGUAAUGGCCACUGGUUGGCUGGUCAAAUGGACGAUUUGCAACUUGAAUUUGAAGACGACUGGGACCGAGGUUCUCUCAGUCUAUGA